Molecule: messenger RNA, 2110 nt
Organism: Closterium sp. Naga37s-1
Lineage: Eukaryota; Viridiplantae; Streptophyta; Zygnematophyceae; Desmidiales; Closteriaceae
Source: the annotation of a GenBank genome assembly
AUGGCUCGAGCUGCGUUUUUCGCGCUCUCCCUCGCGCUGCUGCUCGUGGCGGCGCGCGCCGGCAGCCCCAUCACAAGCUCGUCGGCGAACGAGAAGCCCGACCAGAGCAGCAAGAAGGACGACGGGCUCAUGACGGAACUCCCCGCAGACAUUGCGAAGCAGGCGGCGUCGGGCAACGCGGCGGGACUGACCUACGUGGACACGGCGCAGGACUCUUUUUUCAUGGCUGAUGUGAAGAAGGCCGGGUGGAACGCGCAGAAAUGCCCGCCGGGUUUGAACAAGGAGCUGGCGGGCGCGUGCACGCCCAAGAAUUGCUCCAAGGGCGGCAUUGCCGCCAAGUGGAAGACGGCGUACCUGCAGAAGAACAAGCUCGGGUACGAGCUGUACGUGCCGGGUAACCCGCUCACGCUGCUCAAGGCGAACCCCGCGUCGUGCUGCAACACGUGCGCCGCGACGCCGCUGUGCACGUACUGGCAGUACAUUCCCGAUAUUACCAUCGACGGGAAGAAGGGCAAGGGCGCGUGCUACCUGAUCCACGAUCAGAUCGACUUCACGUGCGGAGAGAUGACCGCGCAGUACAGCACGGAGACGAAGCCCGUGCCGCUUCAGGUGCGCAUCGGCGGCGAGUGCAACCCGAGCGCCAAGAUUCUCAACGACCCGCAUCUGGUGGGCGCGCACGGCACGCACUUCGACUUCAACGGCCGCCCCGACAAGGCCUUCUGCCUGCUCACGGACCGCGACCUGCACGUGAACAUGCUGCUGCGCGGGUACUACGACGAGCGCACCGACAACGCGGCGCUCGUCGUCGACGGCAAGGCCGUGCACACGUGGAUUAAGGAGCUCGGUAUGAUCUGGACCGCUAAGGGCGUCGACCACAAGGUUCGCAUCGCGGCGCGCGGCGGGAAGCAGCAGGAGCGCGGCGACGGGUUCGUGAAGAGCAUCGAGAUUGACGGCGAGGCGAUCCCGCGCAUGCAGGUGGGCGACAGCGUGACGAGCGACGGCGGGCUGACGAUCCAGUUCCGCGGGCUGGAGAAGGAGGGACCGUUCGAUGUGGAUUACUACCUGCUGACGAUCGACGGCCUGAUUUCGCUCGACCUCCGCCUGCGCGUUGCGCACCCGAAGCUGCAGACGCCGAGCGACGCCGAGGCGCACAUCAACGUCGGGAUUGCCGAGCUCGAGCACACAGACGCGAUCCGCGGCGUGCUCGGACAGACGUACCGCGACGACCACUCGCAGCGCGCCGCGGACUUCCAGAAGCUGAUCGCGAGCCUGCACCGUCCGAUCUCCGCCGAUGGCGCGGAGGGACAAGGAUUCCUGGAUGGCACGCCGCGGUCGUACGAGGCGAGCGACGUGCUUGCUGUGGACUGCGCUUAUACCGCAUAUGGGCGCGCCAGGCAGGUGAUGCCCGUGCAGGAGUUCCCAUGCGUGGGUGAAGCCACUAGGCGAGGGCCGUACGUGAGUGAUGGGCGGAUAAAAACGCCUACCACCCUGCUUACCGCAACCACCUCCCCUUUCUCCCCUGCCUGCCCCCGUCCCGAAUUCCCAGGCACCAGGUACGUGGGUCAGGCCACAGGGCCUGAGAGCAUUGCAUGGGACCCGAGUGGGCGAGGGCCGUACGUGAGUGUGAGCGAUGGGCGCAUUCUCAGGAGGAAGGCGGACGACAGCGACUGGGAGGAGUUCACCUAUGCCUCGCCGCACAGUGGGCGAGGGCCGUACGUGAGUGUGAGAGACGGGCGCAUUCUCAGAAGGAAGGCGGACGACAGCGACUGGGCGGAGUUCACCUAUGCCUCGCCGCACAGGGACUUCCUCCCCCUACUGCUGGAGGGGCGCAAGGAUGGGCGUUUUAUGAAGUAUGACAUUGGGACGGGCAAGACCACUGUGCUUGUGGACAAGGUCGCGUUCGCAAACGGUGUUGCGCUUUCACAGGACAAAAAGUUUGUCGUCUUCUGUGAAACGACCUACCUCAGGUGUCACAGGUACUGGAUUCGAGGCCCAAAGACUGGGAAGAAGGAGCUUUUCGUUAAACUCCCCGGUUACCCUGACAAUCUCAGCCUCAACCCGAGGGGGAGGUUCUGGAUCGCACUCAACUCGCGCAACUCGCUUGUAACAG